Messenger RNA from Xyrichtys novacula (pearly razorfish), 540 nucleotides. The record is from the annotation of a GenBank genome assembly. NCBI's taxonomy places the organism in Eukaryota, Metazoa, Chordata, Actinopteri, Labriformes, Labridae.
AUGGAGGUGGAGAGAGCGCUGAUCAUCAAGAAGAACAAAACUGUAAAAGACACAGAUGAAAGUCUGUCUGUAGCCACAUCAAACUGUCCACGCUUCAUCAAGACAAGAGGUUAUGAUGACGUGUGUGUGUCUGAGGAGGAGAAAGACUUUCCUAUUGCUUAUUCUUUGGUUGUUCAUAAAUACGCAUGGAUGGUAGAAAGGCUAAUCAAGGCAAUCUACUCUCCUGCAAACAUCUACUGUAUCCACUAUGAUGAAAAGUCUCCUGCUUCGUUUAAAUCAGCCAUCAAGAGCUUAGUCAGCUGUUUGCCAAAUGUCUUCAUUGCCUCCAAAAUAGAGUAUGUCUAUUAUACCAGCUUCAGCCGAGUACAAGCUGAUCUUAAUUGCCUUUCAGAUCUUCUGAGGUCAGAAGUCAAGUGGAAGUACAUCAUCAACCUCUGUGGCCAGGAUUUCCCCCUCAGAACAAACAUAGAGCUGGUUUCAGAGCUGAAGAAGUUGAACGGAACAAACAUGCUCGAGACAAUUCGACCCAAUAAAUACUAG